GGUGCGCAGGCCACAGUGGCCCGGCUACCAAUGGAGGAGCCCGCGGGGAGGUGAUUUUCCUUCUUCUUUUUCUUUUGCUUCUCCUCCCCAUUUCCCUCUCCCUUCCCGGCUCUCUUCCGGCGUCCCCCCGCCUCGCUCGCUGCCGCUGUGGGAGCUGCUUCCCCCGAAAUCGCGGCCUCUACGCCGCCCUACACGCAAUCUGGGAGGCAGAGAAGUCGAAUGAAGUCAACAGAGCAAUAAGAGUUGUUGAAAAAGAAACGGACUCUACGCUCCUGCUCCGCAGUUUGGCUGAGCACUAAGAUGUCUGUGGACAUGAACAGCCAGGGCUCUGACAGCAAUGAAGAGGACUAUGAUCCAAACUGUGAUGAGGAGGAAGAGGACGAAGAGCCUGGGGACAUUGAGGAUUACUAUGUGGGGGUGGCAAAUGACGUGGAGCAACAGGGAGCAGAUGCCUUUGACCCUGAGGAAUAUCAAUUUAGCUGCCUGACUUACAAGGAAUCGGAGAGUACCCUGAAUGAGCACAUGGUCAGCUUGGCCUCUGCAUUAAAGGUAUCUCAUGCAGUUGCUAAGCUUGUAUUAGUUAGCUUCCACUGGCAAAUAUCAGAAAUUUUGGAAAGGCACAAUUCCAAUUCUGUCCAGUUGCUAGUGGAAGCACAAGUUCAGCCUGCCUCAUCCAAACACGCCAUGGUACAUUCCUCCCAGCACUGCGCGGUGUGUAUGCAGUUUGUCCGAAAGGAAAACUUGUUGUCUCUGGCUUGUCAGCACCAGUUCUGCCGCAGCUGUUGGGAGCAGCACUGUACAGUUCUCGUCAAGGAUGGAGUCGGAGUUGGUGUCUCCUGCAUGGCUCAGGACUGCCUGCUCCGGACUCCUGAAGAUUUUGUGUUUCCAUUGCUACCUAGCGAGGAGCUGAAAGACAAAUACAGACGCUACCUCUUCAGGGAUUACAUUGAGAGCCAUUUCCAGCUGCAGCUCUGUCCCGGCGCAGACUGUCCUAUGGUCAUACAGGUACAGGAGCCCAAAGCUCGCAGAGUGCAGUGCAAUCGAUGCAAUGAAGUUUUCUGUUUCAAGUGUCGGCAGAUGUACCAUGCUCCCACAGAUUGUGCCACCAUUCGAAAAUGGCUCACCAAGUGUGCAGAUGACUCUGAAACAGCCAACUAUAUCAGUGCUCACACUAAAGAUUGUCCCAAGUGCAAUAUCUGUAUUGAAAAGAAUGGUGGCUGCAAUCACAUGCAAUGCUCCAAAUGCAAACAUGACUUCUGCUGGAUGUGUCUAGGGGAUUGGAAGACUCAUGGCAGCGAGUACUACGAAUGCAGUCGGUACAAAGAGAAUCCUGAUAUUGUAAACCAGAGUCAGCAAGCACAGGCCAGGGAGGCCCUUAAGAAGUACCUGUUCUAUUUUGAAAGGUGGGAAAACCACAACAAGAGCUUACAGCUGGAGGCACAGACAUACCAGCGAAUUCAAGAGAAGAUACAAGAAAGGGUGAUGAACAACUUGGGAACGUGGAUAGACUGGCAGUAUCUACAGAAUGCAGCAAAGCUGCUAGCUAAGUGUCGUUACACGCUGCAGUACACAUAUCCAUAUGCCUACUACAUGGAAUCUGGCCCCAGAAAGAAACUGUUUGAAUACCAACAGGCUCAGCUGGAAGCGGAAAUAGAAAACCUCUCAUGGAAGGUGGAGAGAGCAGAUAGUUAUGACAGAGGGGACUUGGAAAAUCAGAUGCACAUAGCCGAGCAGAGGAGAAGGACCCUGCUGAAAGACUUCCAUGACACAUAAAGUAGCAGGAGAUGUCAGGGCGCAGGGGUGAGCGCAAAGAGCGAGGUGGCGGUGAGAGCAGCAGAAGAAGAAGCAACACGAGAAGCUGGCCCCCGCCCCCACCACAGAGAAGGGCGGAGGACAAAACUGCACCCUCCCCUUGCAAGCCAGACACGAGCUAGUACCACAGCUUAGUCUUCUGUUUUCUCUUCUCUUUCUGCUUUUCGUUUUUGCCAGGCUAGAGGCUGGAGUUCAGAUUGGCACCUUUUUUUUUCCUGGGACGUUUUCCUCCCCGGCUCUUGGAUUGUUCUGGGAAGGAGUUCUUUUAUUUUAUUUUUCUUCUUCUUCUUCUUCUCCUCCUCCUCCUUCUUCCUCCUCCCCCGAAUGGCUGUUAAUAGUGUUAGAUCAUUACAAACAUAUGUAAUUUUCAAACGGUUGUACAAUUAUACAAAACAAACCCUAGAAUAACACACAACCCUUUUUAAAAAUAAAUUGGAAUUGGAGUGUU
Molecule: messenger RNA, 2260 nt
Organism: Zootoca vivipara (common lizard)
Lineage: Eukaryota; Metazoa; Chordata; Lepidosauria; Squamata; Lacertidae
Gene: ARIH2
Product: ariadne RBR E3 ubiquitin protein ligase 2
Biological process (GO): protein ubiquitination
Molecular function (GO): ubiquitin-protein transferase activity; zinc ion binding
Source: RefSeq, a predicted model, not a curated record